GCACAGACUAUCUAAAAAAAAUUGUAUUCUAAUGUCAAAAAAGCUGACAUAUCGCAAAUGUAACUUAUGUCUAAAAUCUAAUGUCAUAUCGUUAACUAAACAGCCAAGGUCACAACAUUCAGUUACGCGCAUGUUUCUUCCGAUAAAAUUAUUAAAUUUAAAAAUUUCGAUUCAGUUCGCUCUCAUAUUUCAUGUGGAAUCGUUUGUUCGGCCCCGUGAGGACAUAUAUUGCAAGAAUGCUGCCGGAAGUAGUCUUUGUCUUGGGUGCACCCGGCGCCGGUAAGGGAACUCAGUGUACAUUUAUAUCCAAAGAAUUUGGAUUUAUUCAUUUAUCGGCUGGCGAUUUACUACGAGAGGAGCGACAGAGGCCUGGUUCAGAAUAUGGUGAAAUGAUUGAGGAGAAAAUUCGCAACGGAGAAAUCGUACCAGUUGAGGUUACGUGUUCAUUAAUUCACAAAGCUAUGGAGAAGUCGGGAAAGUCGCGGUUUCUUAUUGAUGGGUUUCCGCGUAAUAAAGACAAUUUAGAGGGUUGGGAACGCGUUAUGUCCGAUAAAACGAAACUUCUAUUCGUGUUAUUUUUUGAGUGUUCGCGAGAUUUGUGCACCGAUAGGUGUUUAGGACGUGGCGCUGCUGGCAGCGGGCGUUCUGAUGACAAUAUUGAAAGUUUAAAGAAAAGGUUCAAUACAUAUUUAAAUGAUACUAUGCCCAUUAUUGAUCAUUAUGACAAGCAGGACUUAGUAUGCAGGAUCAAUGCUGAAGUGAGUCCACAAGAAGUAUUUGCUGAUGUAAAAAAAUGUUUCACAGCUUUAGGCAUACAAAGUAUAGAUAAGUAAUAUU
Molecule: messenger RNA, 837 nt
Organism: Pieris napi
Lineage: Eukaryota; Metazoa; Arthropoda; Insecta; Lepidoptera; Pieridae
Gene: Dak1
Product: UMP-CMP kinase-like
Exons: 1
Coding region: 192-833 (213 amino acids)
Biological process (GO): 'de novo' pyrimidine nucleobase biosynthetic process; CDP biosynthetic process; UDP biosynthetic process
Cellular component (GO): cytoplasm; nucleus
Molecular function (GO): ATP binding; UMP kinase activity
Source: RefSeq, a predicted model, not a curated record